AUGUCUUCAAAACAUUUCUUCAACGAUCCAUCCACUCUGGUUAUCGCAGGCCUUAGGGCUCUAACUGCAAUCAACCCAUCAGUGGCGUUUGAUGAAGCUCAAAAGACUGUGUUUCUGAAGAGCGCAAUCACGGACUCGAAUGUCGCUGUCAUCUCCGGCGGCGGCUCCGGCCAUGAGCCAUCGUUCGCCGGCUUCGUCGGAAAGGGGCUACUCUCUGGCGCUGUGGCCGGCUCCAUCUUCGCUUCUCCGUCGGCCGACCAGGUCUUCAGGUGUUUGCUCCGACUAGGCUCACAGCGCCCGGAAAGUGGGAUCUUGGUCGUCAUUAUGAAUUAUACCGGAGAUGUGCUUCACUUUGGCAUGGCUGUAGAGAAGGCACAGGCUGCCGGUAUCCGCUGCGAACUUCUAGUCGUUGGCGAUGAUGUUGGUGUUGGGAGGUCGAGAUCAGGACGCAUUGGCCGAAGAGGUUUGGCUGGAACCACACUGGUACAAAAGAUUGCCAGUGCUCUGGCAGCUCAAGGGCAUGAUCUCUCGCAAGUGUCCAAGACGGCUUCUCUCGUAGCGAAAAAUGUUGCAACUGUGGGUGCAUCGCUAUCACAUGUGCACGUUCCAGGAAGAGCACCAUCAGGGGAUGAGCUGUCAUCUAAUGAUGAGAUCGAAAUCGGCAUGGGCAUUCACAAUGAGGAAGGUUUUGGUCGCGUCAAGGACACCUUGCCGGGCCUUGUCUCAACCAUGUUGAAACAGCUUCUUGACCAAUCAGACGAAGACCGGGCUUUCAUAAACAUUCAAAAGGGCGAACAGGUAGUGCUCAUGAUCAACAAUCUUGGAGGCCUGAGUCAGUUGGAAAUGGGGGGUAUUACAAACGAGGCCGUUUCUCAACUGACCCAGGGCUACGGCAUUCAGGCAAGAAGAGUACUCAGUGGUACUUACAUGUCCAGUCUCAAUGGCCUCGGCUUCAGCAUCAGUCUCUUGAAACUUGUUGAUGAGAGUUGGUUGCAGCUUAUUGAUGCUCCCACAGAAGCUGGCGGAUGGCUUCCGACAAUUACCACUGCCGACUUGGCUGAAAACCAACAGGAAGCCGCGUCUUCGCAAGCUGAGAACGAUGUUUCUUUCGAGGACGCCAAGCCUACCAAUCUCCAAGUUGAUCCUGCUACAACCAAGAUAGCACUUACUCACGCUCUGCAGAGCGUUAUUGCGGCGGAACCAGAAGUCACCAAGUAUGAUACUUUGGUUGGUGAUGGAGACUGUGGCCUGUGCCUGAAGAACAGUGCAGAAGCAGUAUUGAAGUAUAUUAAUGGCCCAAAUGGUAUUGAUGAAGACGCCGGCAAACUCGUUGACAACAUUGCCCGCGUAGUGGAAGGCAAUAUGGAUGGCACAUCCGGGGCCCUCUAUGCCAUCUUCCUGAACGCUUUAGCGCAUGGAUUGAGACAACAAUCUGAGAAGGUCCAGGGAAAGCAGCAGGCAACACCUUCUGUAUGGGCAAAAGCACUUCAGUCUGCCCUAUUGGCUCUCGGGAAGUACACCCCCGCGCAGCCGGGUGAUCGAACGGUGGUGGACGCUCUUGCGCCGUUUGUGACCACUUUUGCAAAAAGCGGUGACUUGGAGUCUGCAGUUAAAGCGGCCAGGAAGGGAUGCGAGUCAACCAAGGGCAUGACUGCAAGCCUAGGAAGAUCCGUUUAUGUUGGGGGUGAGGAAUGGAAGAAUUGUCCGGAUCCAGGAGCUUAUGGCCUGGUCAAAUUGCUCGAGGGGCUUGUUAGUCAAUAA
Molecule: messenger RNA, 1761 nt
Organism: Colletotrichum truncatum
Lineage: Eukaryota; Fungi; Ascomycota; Sordariomycetes; Glomerellales; Glomerellaceae
Product: dihydroxyacetone kinase
Biological process (GO): glycerol catabolic process
Cellular component (GO): cytosol
Molecular function (GO): ATP binding; glycerone kinase activity
Source: RefSeq, a predicted model, not a curated record